AACAAAACGGAAGCCUCAACGCUUCCACCAAUCAAGAAAUGUCAUCCGCAGUCAUCCGAGGCGCGAUGAUGCUCCAGACAUCAAUGGAACAUCUGAUUCGCAGUCUUUCUGCAGAUUGCAUCUUCUCCGACAUGUUCUUCCCGUUCACUGUUGACCUCGAAAUCCCGAGACUGUUGUUUUACCCUUCUUCUAUCUUUUACCACUCCAUUUUCGAUAGCUUGAAAGUUCAUAAACCUCACGAGAAAGUGAAAUCGGAAUCGGAAAGCUUUGUGGUUCCCAAUUUGCCAGAUAAAAUCACGAUGAAGAGGUCUCAGGUCUCGGACCUUUUCAAGUACAAGACCCAAAUGGGUGAGAUGAUGGAAACCAUUAAACAAUCGGAGAAGAAAAGUUACGGAAUAGUCCAUAAUACAUUUUACGAGAUCGAACCAGAUUAUGCCGAUCAUUUAAAGAAGAUUAAUGGAACGAAAAUCUGGCAUAUUGGUCCUCUGUUUCAAUAUUUUAUUAGCGACUGCCGGAGGACGUCGGAGAAGCACGGUUGUCUGAAAUGGCUCGACUGUCAAAACCCCAAAUCGGUGAUAUACGUUUGUUUCGGAAGUAUGGUGAACUUCCCAGAAGCUCAGAUCACUGAAAUUGCUUUAGCACUUGAAGAUUCUAAACAACCGUUUAUUUGGGUGGUGAGGAAGAAGUUUGGAGAUGAAGAAAUCGGUGGGCUGCCGGAAGGUUUUCAGGAAAGGAUUGGAAAGGAAAACAAGGGCUUGAUCAUAACGGAGUGGGCUCCACAAGUGGAGAUUUUACAACAUCCGGCUGUCGGAGGGUUCUUGAGCCACUGCGGGUGGAAUUCCGUGCUUGAAGCGGUCGUUUCCGGUGUGCCAUUGAUGACAUGGCCGUUGUACGCCGAUCACUUUUACAACGAGAAGCUGGUGGAGCUUUUAGGGAUUGGAGUCGGCCUAGGGGUGGAUGUUUGGAACUCUAGUUCGGUGAUCACCAGUCCAAUCAUCGGGAAACAGAGUAUAAGUGAUGCUAUUGAGAUAUUGACAGGUAGAUCCGCCAUAGCUGAAAGCAUAAGACGCAACUCAAAAGAGGCAGCCAUGAAAGCUAAACAUGUUGUUGAAGAAGGUGGAUCUUCUCAUAACAGUUUAAUGGCUUUGAUAGAAGAUCUGAAAGCCAGUAAAUUGUCCCCAAAACCUUGAAGCAGCUGGCGCACUUUGAUAGUCAAUACCGCUAUAUUUACGGGUAGAUGAUGAUGUGCCAUUUUAAUAUUUGAUGUUAAAGGCUUUAAUAUUUUAGUUAAUUAUUUAUCAAUUAUGAUAGAUCACUAUUCUUUA
This is a messenger RNA of Lactuca sativa (garden lettuce), 1325 nucleotides long. Its product is annotated as nuatigenin 3-beta-glucosyltransferase. Gene Ontology annotation, molecular function: UDP-glucosyltransferase activity. The record is from RefSeq and is a predicted model, not a curated record. Lineage: Eukaryota; Viridiplantae; Streptophyta; Magnoliopsida; Asterales; Asteraceae.